AUGGCUGAGGUGAAUUCACUCAGCGAAAUAGAAAAAGUGCAAGAUGUAAUUAGGAAAAAACAUAAAUUAUUAAAAUUAGAAAAAGAUAAUAUAGAUGAGAUAACAAAUGAACAUUUCAAACCUGUGUUAGAACCUCUUCAUCAAAUAUCUAAACAUAUGUUAUCAACAAAAUCAAUGCGUUCACCACAAUUAACUGAUGUAACAUCAUUAUCAUUAUCUCCGUUCAAACCUUCAAAGAAAAAACCGAAAAGUAAUAUCAAAAAAAAGAUGCAAUUAAAUCCUUCAGUUGUGUUAAAUGAAACAAAUGAUCUUAUAUCAGAAGAUUUAGAUUCAAUGAGUGAUGAUGAUCAUAUAAUUAAUCAAUCAUCAUCAUCAUCAGACAACUCUGUUAUAAGUCAAUCUAUUGAAGAUGAUAAUGAAACGAUUAGCAAUUUAACUUCAGAUUUUCACUUUGAUAAUCCUAUCAUUAAUGAAUAUUUCAAAUUAAUAAAUACAACUGAUUGGGAUCGAAGUUAUGGAGUUAGAAAACUAAAAUCAGGUUACUCGAUUGGGAAUGGAAGAAUUUUUGUUAGAGAAAACAAUUUAAUUAUAAAAGAUUGUGAAUAUCCAAUUACAUUAGGUCUUUUAGAAUUGUUAUUGAAAAAACAACCUGAUGAAACAAAAAUUUAUAGUCCUGAUGUUGAAAACUAUAAAGAAAUAGUUUUAACAACAAAUGCACAUCGAAAAUUGUAUGAAUCAAGGAGUGCCAUUAGAAAUCUCAAUUCGACGAAGUACAUAAGAUGGAUAAAAUUAUUUGGUGAUUCUUCAAGAUUAGGAAGAGGUCUUUUACCAAAGUAUAUGCGAACAUCAAAGCAAAAUGUAAAAUUUGAUUAUGUACAUUGGGAUGAUGUAAAUGAACUUGUUGAAAGAUUACAAUUAUUAGUAGCAUCAAGAUCAGCUUGUAAUCAAAGUCAUGAUAAUGAAAUUUUAUCAAUUAUUGAAGAACUACGAGAGGCUCAAGUCAUUCAUUAG
Aphidius gifuensis is the source of this 1011-nucleotide messenger RNA. RefSeq lists its product as uncharacterized. Lineage: Eukaryota; Metazoa; Arthropoda; Insecta; Hymenoptera; Braconidae. The transcript has a single exon. Bases 1 to 1011 code for a protein of 336 amino acids. The record is from RefSeq and is a predicted model, not a curated record.